Ziziphus jujuba (common jujube) is the source of this 2617-nucleotide messenger RNA. RefSeq names its product cation/calcium exchanger 4. Gene Ontology annotation, cellular component: membrane. The record is from RefSeq and is a predicted model, not a curated record. Gene Ontology annotation, molecular function: monoatomic cation transmembrane transporter activity. Gene Ontology annotation, biological process: transmembrane transport; monoatomic cation transport. Lineage: Eukaryota; Viridiplantae; Streptophyta; Magnoliopsida; Rosales; Rhamnaceae. Bases 372 to 2348 code for a protein of 658 amino acids. The transcript is spliced from 2 exons.
UUUUUUUUUUUUUUUUUUUUUAAACCAAACACAUUGGGAAAGGUAGAAAAGCGCAGAGUUUUUGGAGCCAAAUCGAAAGCUUGACAAAGUCGAGGGAUCACGAAGGGCGAUUGGAAGAGUACGUAUCACCGUAACACAGAGGGUAGGAAGAAGCAUAACCCAUUUCACGGAGCUGCUUCGGCUUUUCUCUUCUGUGCCCCACGCACUCUGCGAAUCAUCUUCCUUGGCAGCCCAAUGGAAGUAAAAACAAAAUUCUAAGAAACUACCAGGAAGCUGCUCAGAUAAACUAAAUCUUUUUGUUUCUUCUCCCCACGCCUCUUUCUUUCUCUCUUCCAGGGUUGCAGAGAGUGGCGGAGGGGAGAGAGAGUGAGAUGGAACCUAAGUGGAUAUUCGGGGCGAGAAAUCCCCAGUAUCGUGGGGUUUUCAAUGGUUUAUGUGCUAUGGCUUUGUUUUUCUUAUUCUACAAUCAGGAUAGUUUCGUGAGAAAUCCGUUGUUGGGGAAUUCGCAUUCGGUGCUUCCUCCUCAAUGGGUUUCAAAAGCUGGUUCUUUUCACCAUCAGGGUGAUCGCACUGAGGUUAUUCGUAGGAGAAUUGCCCAAGUUAGUGCUGCUUCGUCGAAUUAUACUGUGGCUGGUAAUGCGUCAGAUACAAAUGAUUUGGCUCUGAGUGAUCCCAAAUUAUGCGCUGGCUUGUUCACACACGAUGGUUAUCGCAGCCACUGCGAGUAUUUGAUUGCUCAUCCGGAGUGUAACUCAGGAGGGUUUUUCAAUUACAUUUCAUUUAUGUACUGUGAUUGUGAGAAAUCCAGCAUUUUGGGGUAUGUAGUGUUGGCAAUUUGGUUGGCUGCCUUGUUCUAUCUGCUGGGUAAUACUGCAGCAGACUACUUUUGUUGUUCGUUGGAGAAGCUUUCGAGCCUCUUGAAGUUGCCAGCAACUGUGGCGGGAGUUUCUCUGCUUCCUCUUGGUAAUGGAGCUCCUGAUGUGUUUGCAAGCAUUGCUGCUUUCGUGGGAAAGGAUGCGGGUGAAGUAGGUCUUAAUAGUGUGUUGGGAGGAGCCGUCUUCGUCACUUGUAUUGUCGUGGGUACUAUAUCUCUUUGUGUUGCAGAGAAGAGAAUUCAGAUUGAUAAGAAGUGUUUCAUCAGAGACAUUUGUUUCUUCCUCUUUACUCUUAUGUCACUUGUCUUAAUAUUGACUAUUGGUAAGGUUAGUGUUGGAGGUGCAAUAGCGUUUGUUUCAAUUUAUGUGGUUUAUGCAUUUGCAGUUGCUGCAAAUGAGAUUGUGAGGAAACAUGUUCGGAAAUUAAGGUUGGAUUCUGUAACACCACUGCUUCCAGUCAAAGGAAGUAUAUUUUCUCAUGGUACUGAAGAGGAUGACACCAUAUAUGCUUCACUACUUGAGUCUGACUCGAACAGUGAUGUACCCCAUCUCCAAAGUAAGUUGCCACAGUGGAUGUGGGCUUCAAAUGUGGCAAUUUAUUCGAAUCAGAAUUUGAAGGCCAGUUCAGAGAGCCCGAGGUCUUUGUGGGGUUGGAAUGAGGAUCAAACGGUCAAUAGAAAUUCCUUCUCUUUGUCUAAAUUGUUAUUGCUGCUGGAGGUGCCAUUGAUGAUUCCUAGGCGGCUGACCAUUCCUGUAGUUGAGGAGGAGCGAUGGUCGAAAGGAUAUGCAGUUGCAAGUGCUGCAUUAGCACCAAUUCUUCUUGCUUUUUUAUGGAACACCCAAGAUGAUCUAGGAAAAUUGAGUGGAGAAAUUGCAUAUUUUGUUGGUGUUAUCACGGGUGGCAUACUCAGUACUCUUGCAUAUCUAUACACCAGAGCUGACCAGCCACCACGCAAGUUUUUAUUAUUAUGGGUUUUGGGAGGCUUUUGUAUGAGUAUUGUCUGGUUCUACAUAAUUGCUAAUGAGCUUGUUUCUUUGCUUGUAGCAUUAGGUGUAAUUUUUGGAAUUAAUCCAUCAAUUCUUGGAUUGACUGUAUUGGCAUGGGGCAAUUCGAUGGGUGAUUUAAUGUCAAAUACUGCACUGGCAAUGAAUGGAGGAGAUGGUGUACAGAUAGCAAUGUCAGGAUGCUAUGCUGGGCCUAUGUUCAACACCCUUGCUGGUUUGGGGAUCUCAAUGCUGCUUGGAGCAUGGACUAAGAGACCUUCAUCGUAUGCAAUCCCAGAAGAUAGUAGCUUGUUUUAUACUAUGGGAUUUCUAAUGUUAGGGCUUGUUUGGUCGCUUAUUGUGCUACCCAGGAGUGAUAUGCGCCCCAACAAAUUGUUAGGAUUUGGCCUUAUUGUGAUCUACUUGAUAUUUCUUUCCUUUAGGUUGAGCACAACAAUGGGUGUUGUUUUGCUGGCAGGUCCACAGUGAUUAAAUGUUGAUUUGAUCACUUUUGUGGAAAUGAUAGUAGAUGAUUUGCGGAACUGUAAGAGCAAUUGAUAUUGAAGAUAAAAUCUUCCCAAUCUUUGUACAGCAUUGAGUUUGAAUAGAAUGAUGACAUCAUAAGGUAUGUCUGUACAUGCAUGUAUAACUAACUAUUCGAUUAUGUUUGCCUAUUAUAGUUUUAAUUGUCACUUAAAAUGGCUCUAUCUUUUAUGUAAAAUAGUUUGGUAUAAAAAUUUCAUGUUAUUGAGUUUGAA